Molecule: messenger RNA, 831 nt
Organism: Radiomyces spectabilis
Lineage: Eukaryota; Fungi; Mucoromycota; Mucoromycetes; Mucorales; Radiomycetaceae
Exons: 2
Coding region: 235-705 (156 amino acids)
Biological process (GO): tRNA processing
Molecular function (GO): tRNA binding; ribonuclease P activity
Source: RefSeq, a predicted model, not a curated record
CUCGAAAAUUGAUAGAUACUAUUUGCUUUGCUACUGACGUAUGAUUGGUUCAAUAUUUCUUAUCGGUAUAAAGAACACUAAACUGGUUCCUUGCCAAGCCAACUACAACAUUGCCAGCUGAUUUUUCAUUCGGCGAGCCAAGAGGGGCCAGCGACUCACUCAGACCAAAUUUUUCGCCCAGUGUAAUUUUUUUUUUGGCGCUUGUUCAAAGCACAACCCGUUCUUGCCAUUCGCAUGCUUCCAACGCUGACGACAUUUAAAAAGAUCUGCUCGUUACCUGCGUUCAAUGUUGAGAAACUGUUUACUAAAAAGGCCCCGUUUUUCUUUGCUAAAGAGACAUUUGUCGUCAAAGUGUUUCCUCAACCGGAAUGGCAUACGAAAGACAUACCCGAUCAGCGUAUCGGGAUCAUCACUGGAAAAAAAGCCAUAAGCAGAUUCGCUGUGCAUCGAAACAGAGCCAAACGUCGACUGAAGACAGCCAUUACAAAUGUCUUCCUUCCCAAUGUCCCCAAAGGUUACGAUUACCUUUUCACCACUUUGGCACCUGUUGUGACUGAACCGUGGCCAAAGUUGAUACAAGAAAUGGAAUCCCUCGUUGAGGAGCUUAACGCCGCUAUCAAAAAACGAUCGGGUAACAAAAAGACCUCAAAACCAUCAAGUCCACGCACAAGUCCAACUGUUCCAUCAAAACAUCGCAUACAGUAACAUCCAUUUUACCCGUCUUCAAAUCGGGUCCCCUUAACCCUUGUAUUUUACAGCCAUACCUCGACAUAUUCUCUGCAUUUCGUCAAAUUCGUUUCAUCGUGGAAAUCAUAAAAAAAGUUUUUAUUG